Molecule: messenger RNA, 1890 nt
Organism: Centropristis striata (black sea bass)
Lineage: Eukaryota; Metazoa; Chordata; Actinopteri; Perciformes; Serranidae
Gene: ccdc78
Product: coiled-coil domain containing 78
Cellular component (GO): cytoplasm
Source: RefSeq, a predicted model, not a curated record
AUGGACCCACAGGACCAACAGACAACUUCAGAUGAACUUCAGGACCGACUUCGUGCUCUGACACAAGAAAAUUUGCAGCUGCAUGACAAGAAUGAACGCCUUUUCACCAAAGUGGGCUACCUGGAGAGCAGACUGGGCCACCUGGCCAGCUCCAACACAGACCUGUCCUGCAGGCUGGUUCAGAGCGAAGAGGAAAAACUCAAGAUAUCUAAGGAGCUUGUGGAGGAGAAAAUACAGACAAACAAGAUGAGGGAGCAGUUUGAAGAAGAGACAUUUGAGCUGAAAAACAAGAUAUUGAACCAAGCCGGUAUAAUAACAGAGCUUGAGAUGGAGAGAGACAACUUAUUGAGGGAACUCCAGUCUGCUGAGGCUCGUCUGAAAGGGGGAGAGAAGAGCGGCCAAGAGCUGACAGAGGAGUAUGCCACACUGAAGAAGAACUACCUUACUCUGGCUGAGGCCCAUGAUGAAGAGCGUGCCCAGAGUGAAGAGCUGAGUGCUGAGCUGUUGGCACUGGCUCAAGCCCAGGACGCUCUCCGCAGGCAGCUGGAGGAGCAGCAGCAGAGUGUGAAGACCACCACCCAGGGCCUGCACAGCGAGCUGGACAGGGUGCAGGCCUUGAUCAGCCGCAUGUCACAUAGCAGAGUCAAGUUUGAGGAUUUGGCAGCUUUGGACAAGGAGCAAAAGAAUCUGGAAAAAAUUCUACUUGGAAACCAAGAUGAGAUCAAAGACAUGCUGGAGAAAAUGAAGAACAGCUACGAGGAGCAGCAGAAGAAACUGGAGGAGAAAGUGGUGGAGAUGGGUAAAGAGCACCAAGAGAACAAGAGAGCAAUCCAUAGACGGCAGCAGGAACUAUCUGAGCAGAGUGCGGCCCUGAUGUGCUCUCAGAGCCAAGUGAAGGAGGCAGAAGAAGAAAACUCGAAGCUGCAGCAUCAGGUCAAAGAGCUGAAUGAGGAAUACCGUGCAAGGCUUGUGUGCUAUUUACAGGACUUAGCUGAGUACAUCGAUGGACUUGGUGAAGGCAAAAGCCCUUUAGAGACUUCCAAGAUGAGGGCCCACGUGGACAGCAUGCUGCAGGAUGUUCGUUCAUCCUAUAAGGUCAGAGAGGAGCAGCUCGCCUACGCUGCUCGCUCCUAUAAGAAGAGACUUCAGAAGAUCACAAAGACGCAUCAUGCUCUUCUCAUCGCAUACAGGGUUCAAAGGGAUCAGAUCUUGGCCAACCCAGACAGCAGUCUUGACCCUGGACCUCCAGAAGCCAGCUUCAGCCUGGAGCCCUCUGAGCUCAGAGAUGAAAGUGAGAAGGAGCUCCAGCACCUUCGCCAGGACAAAGCGAGGCUGGAGGCUCAGCUGCAGGCGGCCCAGAAGCAGGUUGCAUUCCUUAAGAUGCCGGUUCAAAAUAUAAGCCAUCAAGAGCGAGCAUGCGAGGAAUCCUGGUCGGACAUAAGGAAACAGCUGAAGGAGAUCACAGCCUCUACACUGGUUGGCUUUGAGAAGGAGCGCGCUGUUCUCCUCACCAGGGCCACGGUUGCAGAGGCGCAGGUGUCAGAGCUGCAGGAUUAUAUUGACAACCACUUGGGCAGGUAUAAAGAGGAGAUCACACAUCUGUGCAGACUGCAAGGGAUUCAGGAGGCUGGGCGCUCCCAAAGUGGUGCUGCUCAUAUUGGUGGUUUCUCUAUGAAAGGCCCCCAAAGAAAUCUGGCCUUGAGAAAAAAAUGCCUGGAAUGUUUGUAAAGCUUAUGUCAAUUUCACGAGCCUGGGAGAAGAAAGCGUGGUGACAAUGAGGGGUCACCCUGGUGAGAAUAAUGUCAUUACAUGUUACCCAGACACAUACACGCCCGUGAAUACUUUCCCUCAAUGCCGUGCUGAGAACUGUGGCGCAAACAAGCCAGGCUU